AUGGAUGUCACUCGCCUGCUCCUGGCCACCCUAGUGGGCUUCUUAUGCUUCCUUACCGUCUACAGUCACCUGGGACCCGAGGAGACGCUCAGCGAUGACCGGAGUCUGAGAAGCAACUCCUCCGUGAACUCGUUGGAUUUCUCUUCAGUUUCGAUAGUGGCGCUGAACAAGAAAUCCAAUAGGAUCAGCAGAAAAGAAGCCGAGAAACGGAAGAGAUCGUCCAAGAUGAACGCUUCGCUGAAGAAGGAGGCACGGCCCCCGCCACCCACGCCCUGCGUGGCCACCCGAGACAGCUGCAAGCCGCCUGCGCCCGCCUGCUGCGACCCGUGCGCCUCCUGCCAGUGCCGCUUCUUCCGCAGCGCCUGCACCUGCCGCGUACUCAACCCCUACUGCUGA
Messenger RNA from Microtus ochrogaster (prairie vole), 396 nucleotides. It is a transcript of the gene Asip, whose product is annotated as agouti signaling protein. Gene Ontology annotation, molecular function: neuropeptide hormone activity; melanocortin receptor binding. Gene Ontology annotation, cellular component: extracellular region. The record is from RefSeq and is a predicted model, not a curated record. Gene Ontology annotation, biological process: hormone-mediated signaling pathway; melanosome organization. Lineage: Eukaryota; Metazoa; Chordata; Mammalia; Rodentia; Cricetidae.